Messenger RNA from Labrus bergylta (ballan wrasse), 3374 nucleotides. RefSeq names its product pyruvate dehydrogenase kinase 2a (gene pdk2a). The record is from RefSeq and is a predicted model, not a curated record. Gene Ontology annotation, biological process: regulation of glucose metabolic process; protein phosphorylation. Gene Ontology annotation, cellular component: mitochondrion. Gene Ontology annotation, molecular function: pyruvate dehydrogenase (acetyl-transferring) kinase activity. Lineage: Eukaryota; Metazoa; Chordata; Actinopteri; Labriformes; Labridae.
CUGCGUUCAUGACAACACGCCGCUCCGUCAGUUGGAGAGGAAUAAUAAGCUAGCUUCGGGAGGUCGUGGUCGUAGACAGGACAGGAGCCACAACAGCUACAAUGAAGUUCGUUAGGUUCAUUAUGAAAAACGCCGCUUUGGCCAGUGUGCCCAAACAUAUCGAACACUUCUCUAAAUUUUCUCCUUCGCCGCUCUCCAUGAAGCAAUUCCUGGAUUUCGGCUCCAUAAACGCCUGUGAGAAGACCUCCUUUGUGUUUUUGAGACAGGAGCUGCCUGUCAGACUUUCAAACAUCAUGAAGGAAAUAAACCUGCUGCCUAACCGACUUCUCACAACGUCGUCCGUGCAAAUGGUGCAGAGCUGGUACAUCCAGAGUUUAAUGGAGAUCCUUGAAUUCCUCGACAGGAAUCCAGAUGACCACAAAGUCCUGGGAGAGUUUGUUGACACCCUGGUUACGAUCAGAAAUAGGCACAACGACGUCGUUCCCACCAUGGCCCAGGGUAUCAUUGAAUACAAAGAGGCCUUCCAACAGGACCCGGUCACCAACCAGAACAUCCAGUACUUUCUGGACCGCUUCUACAUGAGCCGGAUCUCUAUCCGCAUGCUCAUCAACCAGCACACUCUCAUUUUUGACGGCACUACAAACCCUGUUCACCCAAACACCAUUGGAAGCAUUGACCCUCACUGUCACGUCGGGGAUGUAGUCCAAGAUGCCUUCCACAGUGCAAAGAUGCUGUGUGACCAGUACUACCUCCGCUCCCCUGACCUCGUACUAAAGGAGAUGAGCAGUGAUAAGAAGAGCCUCCCAUUAAGCAUCGUUUACAUCCCCUCUCACCUUUAUCACAUGCUGUUUGAGCUCUUCAAGAAUGCCAUGAGAGCAACGAUAGAGACCCACGACGACAGCAACAACCUUCCACCUGUUCACGUCCUGGUGUCUCUCGGGGGCGAGGACAUGUCAAUCAAGGUGAGCGACAAGGGAGGCGGUGUCCCCUUUCGGAGGAUUGAGAACCUUUUCAGCUACAUGUUCUCCACCGCUCCCGCUCCGCAGAUAGGAGAAUACUCACGGCCUCCUCUGGCUGGCUUCGGCUACGGGCUGCCCAUCUCUCGACUGUACGCCAAGUACUUCCAGGGAGACCUGCAGCUCUAUUCCAUGGAGGGCCACGGCACAGACGCUGUCAUCUACUUGAAGGCGUUGUCCACAGACUCCAUCGAGAGGCUGCCUGUGUACAACAAAACCGCUCUGAAGAACUACAAAGUGAGCCAAGAGGCUGACGACUGGUGCAUACCCAGCAAAGAGCCCCUGGACCUGAGAAACUUUAAGGUGUCCAAGUGAAAAUCAGAUCAGGCCUACGUACUGUAAUGUAAACGCCUUUGGAAUCUCUGUCUUCAAAACUCCCAACGUCUCCAUCAAGUUGAGGCAGGUGUGGACUACAAACAUUUGUUCUGCUUAGAGGGAACAUCUCCAGACAGAAGACAGUAUGUCCUUUAUUACUUCAGUCCGGUUUCAGCAGUAGCAUGCUUUUCUCAGUCCCUGUACCUCAUUAGAAAAUAGGAAACUUCCAUAACAGAAGAUAUUCAGCAAAAAAAAAAAAAAAAACAUUAGACGCCUCGAAUGUUGCAUCAGCAGGGAGUGUGUGUGUGUGGACAUGCAGACUGGAGUGAUGUGCAGGUAGAGAGCGAGAGGCAGCACCAGGCUUGUUUUGGGUGUGGUGUUGUUGCUGAAAAUAGCUUAACAGAUCAACAGUGGAAAGAUGUAGAGUGUGUUCAGACCAAGAGACAGACAGUUCUUUCUGAUGUGUAAUAACGUACAAAGUCAUUGUGAAUACUCAUGAAGAUUUGAAUAUGCUGCCGGCAUAAAUCACACUAAUUUGCUCCUAUGCAAAUUUGGGAAAGUUGAACUUUUUCCCCACCAGAUGGGAUUUUUUUGCUUCCUGUGCAGUAAAAUGUACUGUCCCGUAGACAUCCUCAAAUCGACCCUGAUAAUCAAGCAUUUCAAAAGUUGUUUGUUUGACUUCUUGCAGACAGACCUUGCAUCUUAAUUGAUUACAAGUCUGCAUCCUGGUGUAGUUAUUUCGGCAUGCACAGCAAAAUCUGCUUUGUUUGGGAUUCAAACCACUGCAGGAAACAAGAACGCAGUGAACGUUUGGCAUGCUAGUUACAGUGUAGCUGCCACUCACCAGCGACUCGUAAUUAUGCGCCCUGCAGCUGAAAGCGAUAGCUGAUGUCCAUUGAAAAAAAUUCCUGAUGCUGAGCCAACUCUGACCUUGCUAAAAACAGGUCAUCAAACUAUGCACGGGUCAGCUUCAUGUAGCUCAGAGCUGAAGUGGCGUUAAUCCAAACACAGCUCUGUUGGAAGGCGUUGAAAUACGUCCAGCUUUGUUGCCCGUCCGAGUGACUCGGUUUACUGACGGACACAAAAAUGUGUUUGUUUAACACAAGCUUGAGUUUGUUUUGCUUUUGUCGGUCUGAGCACAACAUAGGAAGGUCUGGAUAUUCAAGUUGUGGAAGUUAUUCAAAGUAAUCAGAGCAGCUGUACGGAGUGCCAUAUGGAGGUUUUAAGUUAAACAGGUGUUGCGGGGGAGGGAGCGGGGGGGCGGGGCCUGUUGUUGUUGAAUGAUAUAAAGAGGACCAGAUUUUAUUUUUCCUGUAGGAAGUGUCACCCAAGCCUUACCGUAGCGACUUCACCCAAAGGCUCAUUUCAUUGAAAUACUUGAACUAUUUGAAAAAUAAUACUCAUGCUCCUUGUUGAAAUGGAAGUACUGUAAUCUGUGAUACAGUAUGAAGGUAUGAAGAUGGGAAAACAAACUUACAGCUGCUUUAAGUUGAGUGUUUUUCGCUGCUUUCUGCAUGGACAUGUGUUUUGAUUUCUCAGCAAUUAGAAGAUGAAAUCGUUGUAUUGGCAGUGACUUAAAAGAUACAGUGUUAUCUUAGCAUCCGAUUUCUAGAUCAGGCUGAAUGUUACUCAUGUCAUGUAGAGACUUAACAAAAGAACAUAGUAUCGGACCACGGUUCUCUCUGUUGUCCACGCUUAUUUGGAGUUUGAAUGCUUUUAGCCCAGCUCAACGGGGUCUUGUGUUAUUGAACCCCAGAAGGCAGUGCAUGUUACGUUCAAGUUCUCUUAACAGUCUGUGAUCCAAUAAGGCAAAAGGCCAGUCUCAGCUUCUUUCUUUUUUUUUUUGUUUUUUUAUUACACUGUGCCAUAGGAAGAAAAAAAAGCCCUGGGUCCAUAUGUGUUAAAACACAGUUUUAUUUUGUAUUAAAUUUAUCGUAAUCAUACAGAGUGUGAAAGGUUAUUUUUUAUAGCUUUGUAGUGACUGAAAACGAUUGUACAUACUGUAAAUACAACCCAGAUAAUAAAAGAAAAUAACAAAUGAAA